AUGGGAGAAUUUGAGGAUGAAUGGGAGGACGAAUUUGAGGAGGACGAAAAUGUUGUCGAUCGAACUGCCGAUAAGUUAGCAGGCGAGUACGAAGUGGUUCCACCAAUCGAGGACGAGGAACCCCCGGCUCCAAAAAAAAGAUUAUUCCUCCCGGGGUCGUAUGAAUUAGAGGAUGAUGAAGUACUUGAGCCAGAUAUGUCGGUUUAUGAGAUGCUUCAUCCAAUGGGCGUUACAUGGUCAUGUUUAUCGUUCGAUGUGCUCCGGGACCACUUGGGCGACCAGAGAGCUCACUACCCUGCUACUGCCUUCAUCGUCACUGGUACUCAGACACCCAAAGGGACAGCAAAUGAACUCCUCGUCAUUAAGAUGAGUGGGCUACACAAGAAUAGGAUGGUCGAUGAUUCUGACUCUGAAGAUUCUGAGGAUGAAGAUGCAGUGGAGGAUGAUCCGGUAGUAGAAAUGAAAUCCAUUCCACAUACCGGUGGUGUCAAUCGAGUGCGUGCCCAAAGCCUUCCACAAACCAUUGGUCUGCCACCCGUCUCAAGUCCGUAUUAUGCCGCCUCGUGGGCAGAAACCGGGAAGGUUCACAUUUGGGAUGUCCGCCCGCUCAUCGAAGCUCUCAAUGUACCAGGGCAUUUCUUUGACCGGAAAACCCUUAGCAAGGGAGUUUAUACCGUGCAAUCUCACGGAAAGGCGGAAGGAUUUGCAAUGGACUGGUCGCCCGUAUACCCUAAUAUGCCCGCCCCACGCCUCCUCACAGGGGACAUCCACUCCAAAAUCUAUCUCACGUCCGCCACUCCCACGGGUUUCAAAACGGAUGGUCAAGCCUUUAAUUCGCAUUCUAGUUCGGUUGAAGAUAUUCAAUGGUCCCCAUCGGAGUCGACCGUCUUUGCGUCCUGUUCAGCCGAUCAAAGCAUUCGGAUUUGGGAUGUGCGCGUGAAGGGGCGGAAAAGUGUUCUCAAUGUUGAAGGGGCUCACGACAGCGACGUAAAUGUUAUCAGCUGGAAUAGAGAGACAUCUUACCUUCUGGUCAGUGGAGGGGACGAGGGUAACAUCAAAAUUUGGGACAUGCGAAACUUCAAAGGUGCAUCGGCACCAGCUCCUUCACCAGUCGCUUCCUUUGGCUGGCAUACUGCACCCAUCACAUCUAUAGAAUGGAGCCCGACUGAGGAAUCCGCUUUUGCAGCUUCCGGCGCCGACGAUCAGAUAACUUUGUGGGACCUCUCGGUAGAAGCAGACGACGAGGAUGUUGGUGCAAAGGAAAUGGUCACGGCGCAAGGCGAGGCAACGAAGACCGUCCCUCCACAGCUGCUGUUUUCUCAUCAGGGUCAAAAAGAGAUCAAAGAGGUUCAUUGGCAUCAACAGAUUCCCGGGGCAGUGAUAAGCACGGCGGCAGAGGGAUUUAACGUAUUUAAGACAAUUUCCUUCUAAACACGACGCGGGGUGUUGCUUUGCGUAUGGGUAGUCCUUGCUGAUAUAUAUAUGGCAAGAUACCAUUAUAUGACCAACAUCGGGUGACAGGACGUUCAAUACAUUCCAAGACUGUUAUUACCCUUGGGUGAACGUAUCUAGAAAGCGAUGUCUUGAGCUUGAUGGAACACUUGG
Molecule: messenger RNA, 1605 nt
Organism: Cantharellus anzutake
Lineage: Eukaryota; Fungi; Basidiomycota; Agaricomycetes; Cantharellales; Hydnaceae
Product: WD40-repeat-containing domain protein
Exons: 4
Coding region: 1-1431 (476 amino acids)
Molecular function (GO): protein binding
Source: RefSeq, a predicted model, not a curated record